Molecule: messenger RNA, 696 nt
Organism: Malassezia vespertilionis
Lineage: Eukaryota; Fungi; Basidiomycota; Malasseziomycetes; Malasseziales; Malasseziaceae
Product: E2 ubiquitin-conjugating enzyme
Exons: 4
Coding region: 1-696 (231 amino acids)
Source: RefSeq, a predicted model, not a curated record
AUGAGCCAUAAGAAUGCGUCCGCGGUCAAGCGGAUCAUGUCUGAGCUGAAAGAGCUGGGUGAGGAUAAAGAUUCCGGAUACGCUGCGCACCCCAGCGAGGAUAAUAUUUUCGAGUGGCAUUUUACGCUUCGCGGCCCACAAAAUACCGAGUUUGAGCGUGGUGUUUACCACGGCAAGAUCCUGCUACCGACAGAAUAUCCUUUUCGACCACCCGACGUUGUAUUUCUUACACCUAAUGGUCGCUGGGAAGUGAAUACCAAAAUCUGCUUGACCUUUACAGGUUUCCACGAAGAAUUUUGGCAGCCAGCCUGGGGAAUACGUACUGCGCUGUUAGGACUGCAGUCGCUCAUGGCAUCCAAAGCAGAUGAAUCGGCCGCAGGCGCCGUCGUGAUGGCACCGGAGGACAGGGAGGAACUCGCUGAGCAGUACGUCAACAUUGCCGACUUACUCAGGUCGUCCGCAUGGACAUGCAACGUCUGCCAGGUACAGAAUCACGCGCUGCUAGCACACAAGCAUGCGAUAGACGAAAAUGAGGCAAUAAAAGCGCCUGUGUCAAGCGAGAGCGAAGCGGCGGCAGAAGAUCAUGUGCGUCUCAAAGACGAGCGCGCACGCGGCUGCGAGUAUGUAUGCGACGCCAUCUACGAGCUUGCCCGAGUCUCCCUCUGUGCAAGAGCCGGCGCCCACACCUAUGCCUGA